AUGGCCUUUAGAACUUGUGUUCUUGUACUCCUUGGCUUGCUCUAUCAAACAAAUGGUAUAAAUUUGUUUGAAGUCAAUGAAGAAAACUCUGUUUUGGAAAAUGAAUUUAAGGCGCAUGUUAUAAUUCAUCCAAAACAACAUAUUCGUUUCUCACGCACGAAAUCUAAGAGAAUACCUGAUUUUGAUACACAUUCCGGUUUUGGAAUACUAUCAAAAGCCAUUCGUAUUCCUCCAUCUGGGCCAAGUCAAAGAUCAUCAGACUCUACACCUCCACCAUCCAUUGUUUUACAUAAAGAGUCUAUGAUGAACUUUGGGAUAUUACCGAAAGGUGUGCCUACUCAUUCAUCUGGGCCAAGUCAAAGAUUUUCAGACUCUCCACCUUCACCUCCACCAUCUAUUGUUUUACAUAAAGAGUCUAGGAUUAAAUUUGGGAUAUUACCGAAAGGUGUGCCUACUCAUUCAUCUGGGCCAAGUCGAAGAUUUUCAGACUCUCCACCUCCACCUCCGCCAUCCAUUGUUUUACAUAAAGAGUCUAGGAUUAACUUUGGGAUAUUAUCGAAAGGUGUGCGUACUCAUUCAUCUGGGCCAAGUCGAAGAUUUUCAGACUCUCCACCUCCACCUCCGCCAUCCAUUGUUUUACAUAAAGAGUCUAGGAUGAACUUUGGGAUAUUACCGAAAGGUGUGCCUACUCAUUCAUCUGGGCCAAGUCGAAGAUUUUCAGACUCUCCACCUUUACCUCCACCAUCCAUUGUUUUACAUAAGAAAUCUGGGAUUAGCUUUGGGAUAUUAUCGGAAGGUGUGCAUAUUCUUUCAUCUGGACCAAGUGAAAGAUUUUCAGACUCUCCACCUCCACCUCCCCCAUCCAUUGUUUUACAUAAGAAAUCUGGGAUUAGCUUUGGGAUAUUACCGAAAGGUGUGCGUAUUCCUCCAUCUGGACCAAGUCCAAGAUUUGCAGACUCUCCUCCUUCUAACCCUUCCAUUGUUUUGCAUUAA
Molecule: messenger RNA, 993 nt
Organism: Cucumis sativus (cucumber)
Lineage: Eukaryota; Viridiplantae; Streptophyta; Magnoliopsida; Cucurbitales; Cucurbitaceae
Product: proline-rich receptor-like protein kinase PERK9
Exons: 1
Coding region: 1-993 (330 amino acids)
Biological process (GO): floral organ abscission
Source: RefSeq, a predicted model, not a curated record